Molecule: messenger RNA, 3945 nt
Organism: Fusarium pseudograminearum CS3096
Lineage: Eukaryota; Fungi; Ascomycota; Sordariomycetes; Hypocreales; Nectriaceae
Exons: 2
Coding region: 1-3945 (1314 amino acids)
Biological process (GO): transmembrane transport
Molecular function (GO): transmembrane transporter activity
Source: RefSeq, a predicted model, not a curated record
AUGUCCGAUGCUCGUUUGCCUCGAUCUAUCAAUUCAUCAACCCAGGCCAUUCAAGCUUUAGCCAAAACUACUUCUACUGAUCAGCCUCCUUCACCGCAACCCUUGUCGGUACAAGGUCUCCAGGACGGAGGCUCUCGUUCAUCAUCGACAGGUAGCGUCGCUUCUGCUACUCGCAAUUCGCCGUCGUUCCCUUCAUCUGAGCAAGAUAUUCAAGACUCUGUAAUGUUUUCCACAAUUAUUGACCACACUCGUGGCCUUCUCCCUCGAAGGGAGUCUCAAGGACCAGCUGUCGGCGUCGGCGAUUUUGAUCACACGCCUCCUGCCAGUGGGCGUCCAUCCGUGGACAUCCCAAGAAAGAAGCAUAAGGGAGAAGGCAUCAGAUCUCAACAACUACUUCAUAAACCAUCCCAGAUCGACAGCCUUCUUUCUACUAAAGAUCAACAUACGUUGAUGGUCUCGAAACCUCUCAUGAACUUGAACCGAGAGGAACGAGAACAGCCAGUCCCUCAUGCGGACACUCAGGGCCAUGUUGACGGGCUCCCAUUUUGGAACUUUCGGCCCAUUCUUUCUCAGCAUUCACCUAAAGAUCAUGCGACUCGACAGCGCAGUAGAUCUAGUUCGUUGAAUUACUUCUCUGACCAUGCCAAAGAUCCAUCUUGCCCAAAUCUCAACACUGAUCUGGCUCCCGUAAGCCCUGGCAGCCAGGAGGGGGAACCAAGCCCAUGUAAUGAUACCCAAUCACCCAGCGCUGGGAUACCAGAAGUCCAGCUGAUCAAACUGCACGAUCGCCACGAUAGUCUCCACGACUCGAAUGCGCAACUAUCCACACCGGCUGGAUCCGGCGAACCGUCGAUCGCAUAUGCGCAACCAUCAGGUCGAAGCCGAUCUUUUGGGUCAAUCAUGGAUUAUUUGUGGAAAAGCCAAUGGUUGAAACGUUUGUCACGGCUAAGCGGAUCGCUCGAUCCCAUGCUUAAAGAAACAUCACUUCGAACGAAGUUGAUUAGAGCUGAUGAUAGGCGUCCAUCAGAACCUGUACUGCCGAGCAACCAAGUUCCGCACAGACUAUCCUCUUGGUCGCCCUUGCCUGGUCAACCGGAUCAUCACGUUGACGGCCUAUUGUUUAAACACACUUUCAGUAAUCUCGAAAGGCUUGUUGACGAGGCCCUCUCGCUUACAUUAGAGGUAGCUGACCAUUCGGAGACUGCGAUUCACGACAACCAAAAUUCUCUUCCUGAAGCAGGGGAUCCAGAUUCGGUUACUAAGCCAAACACAUGGCCUGAAGCCCAAGAAGUAAACGAAGUGGUUACAGAAGCCGAAAGCAGCCAAAACCACCAUGGGAAGCCACAAUAUAGACGUGCUGCCACGUACACCACCGUACCAAUACGUCCACGCUUAGCUGAUAUCGUCGAGAGUUAUUCGGGAACGUAUCAGGAGCUUCGGACGAGAACUCACAUCGACCGCGCACGCCAGGGAAGCUUCUCGAGACAAAUACCACAUGGUGUCUUCUCACGGUCGCCCAGUCACGCAACAAAGGUGGAGCCCAAACGCAAGUCUGUCACACUGGAGGAUCUCCUCAGCACGGUUACUUCUCUCAAGCCGGAUGGUCAUAGUAAAGGCACUGAAGCCAAGAUUCAAAAGGGUGCUUCAUCUAUUAGCCUCCCAUCGGCCAUUGGAAGUGGAACUGGACGAGAUGCCCUACAGGAGAAUGACGUCGCUGGUAGGAGGUUGCACUACGAACAUGGGAUUAACCUACGAAAGAGAUCACACGUCAGUCUACGUGAUACGCGUGGAUUCAAUCUUCCAAAGUCACACGUAAGGCAUCCAAUUGCGAGAGACUGGUCACCAGUUCGGAAGCGCUUUGUUGCUUCUGUCGCUUGCUUGAGUACAGCCCUCAUUGGAGUACUCCUUGGAAUCUACACGGGCCUGGUUCCUUCAAUUCAGUACUACAUCGUGGAUCAGUCGCACGUUGCUAUUCAUGGCAACACCGGUUGUUUCCUAGCUCUUGCGUUGCCCUCGUUCUUUCUUUGGCCGUUGCCGCUACUUCACGGUCGGAAACCAUAUAUCAUGUCAAGCCUCAUCAUUGCAAUGCCAUUGCUUUUCCCCCAAGCGAUCGCUGUCAGUAAUCAAAGAUUGACAAACACCACCUACUGGCGAGCCAUGCUUCUGACUUGCCGUACACUGAUGGGUGGCUCAUUGGGAUUUGCCAGCAUGAACUUUCACUCGGUUCUGACAGACCUGUUUGGUGCAUCUCUGAUGUGUAGACACCCGCAUCAAGAAGUUGUUGACCAAUUUGACGCAAGGAGGCACGGGGGAGGCAUGGGAAUCUGGCUUGGAAUCUGGACCUGGUGCUGGAUUGGAUCCCUCGGUGUUGGGUUUCUCAUCGGUGCCGCCAUUAUUGACAGACAUCCUCCGGCCUGGGGGUUUUAUGUCAGUAUCAUAUUGAUUGCAGUAGUGUUGAUCCUCAAUGUGAUAUGCCCCGAAGUACGAAGGUCUGCAUUCCGACGAUCUAUUGCAGAAGUCCGAACUGGAGGAGACAUUUCGCGACGUUUAGCCCGAGGAGAAGUCAUGAUGCAUCGAGUCAAGACAGGCCCCAAGUGGUGGGGUCAAGAAGCAUAUCAUGGGGUUCGCUUAUCCCUGGAGAUGCUUGAACAACCUGGUUUUGCCGUGAUGGCGAUUUAUGUCUCAUGGAUAUAUGCGCAAAUCGUUCUUGUCAUUAUCCUCAUGGGCUCGCUUGUCUCUCGAUUCUACCGCCUACGAUCACCAUAUGUCGGUCUCCAUGUUGCCGCAGUGGCUGUCGGCGCCCUGCUUGCAAUCCCUUUCCAAAAGGCCAGUAUCUUCUCGAGAUCUCGUCGUCGAGAAGGCAAGUCCAAUCGAGAGACCAUAGGCAAAAAGGUCGCAUGGUCAUCGCAUCUCAUUCGCCGGGCCAUCUUCACGAUAUCCUUGCCCAUCGGAGCUGCCUGUUAUGCCGCCGUCUCUUCUGGGCCACCGAUCAGCUCUAUCGUUCCAGCUUUCUUUGCUCUGUGCAUGGGCUUUUUGUCGUGUCUUGCAAUUUCUGAAUGCAAUGGCCUCAUCAUGGAAACGUUCGAUACUUCAGACCUAUCUCCUGGCAUGGUAGGUCUCCACCGUGAUCCAUCGGGUCAAGACCAUCGAAGGACCAACUACUCGUCCUUUCCAAGAGUUACAGCAGGUUUUGCUAUAAUACACUCCCUUUCAUAUAUCCUGGCAGCAGGCGCAACUGCUCUAGGCGGCCAUGUGACCCGAAAGCUUGGGCAGCAAGUCGCAACAUGCGUUGUUGCAGGCAUACUCUUCUUGUUGACAGUCUUGUUACUUCUCGUACUCAUAAGGUUCAAGAAUGUACUCAUCAUACCUCGAUCAAAGUCCGAGGAGAUGGAAAAACUGACCCAAGCUCGACGCCAAUCUUCCCAACGCCGUGCUACUAUGCCCAACGACAUACGUGCUUUGAUGGAAGAAGAUCGCGCUUGGCGGCCUGCGAUGACGGGCAACCCAAUGGGCAAAAAUCGUCGGAUGAAUGUGCUUGAAAUGGGAAACUUGACACGAUGGGAGGACAUUCGAAGGAGAAACAGGCUCAUAGAUUCAGGUGUACAUAUCAACCGCGAAACACUAGAUCAUGGGCUGGAGGCUUUGGACGUUGCUCUAGAAACCCACGUUGACGAUAUGCGACAGAAUGCCCAGGGAUUUUUCAGGCGAGGAAGUUUGAGAAGACAUGGAAGCCGCCGCCUGCGACGCAGCAACCAAAGCAGAAGCAGUGAGCAAACUUUCCAUGACCUAGAGUUGGAUACGUUUGAGCCUGUUGGAACACCGGGCGAGUCAUCUCAGCAGCCACGACAAUUUGCUGAGAGGGAUUGUGUGAUGGGUCAGGCAAUCAAGGAGGAGGACAAAGGCGAGAAUCAAGCUGGGGCAAGCAACUCUCGCAAGGAUGUUUGA